GUCAGGGCACGGCGGUAGCUCCGUCACUAAAUUAAGCAUCCGGCUCGUUUCAAACUGACCCCCAGCCGAAAUGACAGGGUCUGCCUCGGCAUCCCACACAAUUUUCACUGAUUCAGUUCGCUGCAACUAAAUACUACUGCCGCAUGAGGUACAGUUCCAUAUACAUCCGAGCAGGAUGUGACUCGUAUAUAGUGGGCUAGGCAUCGCCGGAGUGAUCGCCUGUUCCGAAAGCGCGAGUAAUCCAUAAUCAUUCUCACAAAAGCGCUCAUCAUGGCGCUAUAUCGUAACUUCUUCCUUCUGGCCAGCCUUGGGCUAAGCAAUGCUGCUCCCUCCAAGGUCCAGCGAGCCCCGGAUUCUUCCCUUCACGCUCGCGCCGUCUGUACCCCUACCGCAGGAGGCGAUUCGUCCACCGACGAUGUCCCCGCCAUCACUGAGGCCCUCAGCUCGUGCGGAAAUGGUGGCACCAUCGUCUUCCCCGAGGGCAGCACCUACUACCUCAACAGUGUGCUGGACUUGGACAGCUGCAGCGAUUGUGACAUCCAGGUGGAAGGUCUUUUGAAGUUCGCCAGCGAUACCGAUUAUUGGAGCGGUCGCACCGCGAUGAUCAGUGUUUCCGAUGUAGAUGGAAUGAAGCUGCGCUCAUUGACCGGAUCUGGUGUCAUCGAUGGCAAUGGCCAGGAUGCGUGGGAUCUCUUUGCUUCGGACAGUAGUUACUCACGCCCAACGCUCUUGUACAUCACUGGCGGCAGCAACCUAGAAAUCUCUGGGCUGCGUCAGAAGAAUCCACCCAACGUGUUCAACUCGGUCAAGGGUGGCGCCACUAACGUAGUCUUCUCCAACCUGAAGAUGGAUGCAAACUCCAAGUCAGACAACCCGCCCAAGAAUACUGAUGGGUUCGACAUUGGCGAGAGUACCUACGUGACCAUCACCGAGGUCACCGUAGUCAACGAUGAUGACUGUGUCGCCUUCAAGCCCAGUUCCAACUACGUGACAGUGGACACAAUCAGCUGCACCGGCUCCCAUGGCAUUUCCGUGGGAUCGCUGGGCAAGUCGAGCGACGACUGGGUCAAGAACAUUUAUGUCACGGGCGCAACUAUGAUCAACUCCACCAAAGCCGCGGGGAUCAAGACUUAUCCGAGUGGAGGCGACCACGGUACCUCCACGGUCAGCAAUGUGACCUUCAACGAUUUCACUGUGGACAACUCCGACUACGCCUUCCAGAUCCAGAGCUGCUAUGGCGAGGACGAUGACUAUUGCGAGGAAAACCCGGGCAACGCCAAACUGACGGAUAUUGUCGUGACAAGCUUCAGUGGGACAACCAGUGACAAGUACGACCCGGUUGUGGCCAACCUUGAUUGCGGUGCGGAUGGAACGUGUGGCAUCUCCAUCAGUGGGUUCGACGUCAAGGCGCCAUCGGGCAAGUCUGAAGUGUUGUGCGCCAACACCCCGUCUGGUUUGGGCGUCACUUGCACUUCGGGAGCUUCAGGCUAAAUAGCCUUGGCCAGAAUGCUUUCUGAAUCCACUGGGUGGAGAUCUUCUUCAGGGUUGAUAUUUGGUAUGGUCGUAUGUAUUGCAGAAUGUGAC
Aspergillus vadensis CBS 113365 is the source of this 1584-nucleotide messenger RNA. Its product is annotated as putative extracellular exo-polygalacturonase. Gene Ontology annotation, biological process: carbohydrate metabolic process. Gene Ontology annotation, molecular function: polygalacturonase activity. Bases 271 to 1491 code for a protein of 406 amino acids. The transcript is spliced from 2 exons. Lineage: Eukaryota; Fungi; Ascomycota; Eurotiomycetes; Eurotiales; Aspergillaceae. The record is from RefSeq and is a predicted model, not a curated record.